AUGGCAGGUUCCUGCAGCUAUGACUGCUCACUGCCUGGCUCACCCUCGGCUGGCACCCCUGACAGUGACAUCACAGGAAUUGGGGUCAUUGCAAACUAUAUUGCGACAGCGGGACUUUCCAUCCUUGUUAUCGCCAUCUAUUAUUGCGUUGUUUACGAUCCUUCCAAAGAUUCAUUCAACAUCGCUCGAGAAGAAACAAUUCACAGCCAGUCCAACCCGGUAGAUGGCUUUAUCUUAGGAGGUAUUCGAUCAUCAGCAAGAUAUGUCUCCAGGCGCUUACUUGGCAUUGAACAAAUGGGCACCCGUGCAAACGUUCGAAUUCAGGUUAUGCUGGUUAAAACUGUCACUGGCUUCGCGAUUCUUGUCAGCGGCUAUACUCAACUUGAAUGUGGCCUUACUUGGACAGAAUGGCGUGCUAUUCUCGAUCUAGCAUGGUUUGCCUAUGUCACACAGCUUUCAUGCCUUGCAAUCUUGCAAGACCAUUUUUAUACCCAUACAUUUGAGCGCUUUUGGCGUUUGCUUGCUACGGGUAUCCUUGCAACAUUGUUGGCUGUUGGUUUGUUAUUGACUGCCACCCCUGGGUGGUAUGAACAAAAUGGCUCCCGUCCCGCUAUUUGCAAGCUUGGUUACUAUAAAGGUGACAAGGACAUGGACGAGUAUACUUUACGAGCAAUCAACACAACAAUUGUCUCAGCAGCCUUUGUAGUGGCUGCUUUUAUCUCUCGUGUUGUGAGGCUCCACGAAUUCUUGAGUGUCGGAAUACUUCGUCGAAGUAUCUCUUGGCUUGACUUUUGGAUGCGGCAGCUGCUUUGGAUCCUUUUCAAGUGGACUUGUACUGGACAGAGUAUCUAUAGCCUCAAGCGCUCGCUAAUAUACCGUCCUCUCCUUGCUGUCUACGUUACACUGCAUCUGCUAUUGGUUUCUUGGGCCUCGUUUGCGGUUGAGAUAUGUUGGGUUUGUGUUGCAUUCGCCUGGGGCGUUUUUCGUCUAUACCUAGACCUUGGCGGCCAGAGCGGAUUCUUCACAACAAGUAGAGAAAACUGGACGUUCGGUCAAGUCGUGUCCGUGAUUAUGCUAACGGCACCGCUCGUAAGCUUUUUUGGAGCUUUCAAUGAUGAUGAUAGCAUGAAGAACAAGGAGGACUCGAUGGCACGAGAUGUGCCAAACGCGCCCACUUUUCCCAUACUAUCUGGACGUCAUAAUUCCCAGUAUCCUUCCAGCACCAUGGAGGCACAAGCCAAGGAAGACCCAGAGAAUCCCGAUACAGAUUGGAGUUUGAACACUUCGUUUCUCGGGGCAGUAAUCUCGUACUGCUUCGCGACAAUGCAUUUAGAUUCCCUCUUCCAGACCUUCUACCUUACCUGCUUGGCCUUCAAGUCUCGAGCUAUAGUUCAGCCCAUCAUGUGCCCCGCAGACCAAACCGUCGCAACGAACAAUGACCACUUGGUCCAGUCUGACGACCCCGAACACCCGGCCAACCUUAUCCCCGAGCUCUGUCGCAAAUUCUACAACUGGGGAUGGGUUACUGGUACUGGAGGUGGUACAUCGAUCCGCCAAGGUGACCAUAUCUUUAUCGCCCCGUCUGGGGUUCAGAAGGAAUUGAUGAAACCUGACAACAUCUUCGUGCUUCAAUGGCCUACUCCCAAGUAUCCUGCCUCGGACCGCAGCUACAUCCGCAAGCCCCUCAAGCUCAACCCCUCCGCCUGUACCCCACUAUUCCUGACUGCCUUUGAGCAGGGUGCUGGCUGCUGCAUUCACACUCACUCACAAUGGGCAGUUCUAGUCACGCUGCUGGUGGAGCGGGAGAAGGGCCCUGAUGCUUGCUUCGAGAUCAGCAACAUCGAGCAGAUCAAGGGAAUCCCUCGCGGUAAAGGAAAGGGCAUGCUUGGGUUCUUCGAUACUUUGAAGAUUCCCAUUAUUGAAAACACCGCUUUCGAAGAGGACCUCACGAGCGGUCUGGAGGCAGCUAUGAACAAGUACCCGGACACAUACGCGGUGCUUGUCCGGAGACAUGGAAUUUACGUCUGGGGUGAUAACACUGCCAAGGCGAAGACUCAAUGUGAGAGUCUGGAUUACAUCUUCCAACUGGCUGUGGAAAUGCACAAGCUGGGUCUCCCGUGGGUCAAAUAG
Messenger RNA from Penicillium griseofulvum, 2130 nucleotides. It is a transcript of the gene mde1, whose product is annotated as methylthioribulose 1-phosphate dehydratase MDE1. Gene Ontology annotation, cellular component: cytoplasm. The transcript is spliced from 9 exons. Gene Ontology annotation, molecular function: metal ion binding; methylthioribulose 1-phosphate dehydratase activity. The coding region runs from base 1 to 2130 and encodes 709 amino acids. Lineage: Eukaryota; Fungi; Ascomycota; Eurotiomycetes; Eurotiales; Aspergillaceae. The record is from RefSeq and is a predicted model, not a curated record.